AUGAGACGGAUCCCUCGGAUGAAGGAUGGUGCUUUGCCCACGGUGGCCUGGAUGCUGCUGGCGAUGCACUCGUGUGCUGAACAGAGUUGCAGUUUCUCGCCCGAGCUCCUGGCAGAGAAUCCCUUGUCGGCGGUGCUGUCGCUCAUGAGUGCCUUCUUCCAAAGAUACACCACUGUCAGCGGGCUGGACGGAAAGCUGAAAUUUGCGAAGGGGACUGCCGUGUCGGAGUUCCACCAGCAUCCGCGGCCCAAACGGCCCUGCCAUGCAGAUCUCAUCAUUUUGGAUCCCGAAUCAGGCGUGAAUUUGGCGCCUCCCAUGUCGCCGGCCACUCAUAUCCUGCUGGUGCACGAAAUGCUACGGGCCAGGCGCGGGACAGAGUGGCAGAUGAUCAUCAAUAGGGUGUGCAGGACCUGA
This is a messenger RNA of Durusdinium trenchii, 414 nucleotides long. NCBI's taxonomy places the organism in Eukaryota, Dinophyceae, Suessiales, Symbiodiniaceae. The record is from the annotation of a GenBank genome assembly.